Molecule: messenger RNA, 1455 nt
Organism: Malaya genurostris
Lineage: Eukaryota; Metazoa; Arthropoda; Insecta; Diptera; Culicidae
Gene: eIF2alpha
Product: eukaryotic translation initiation factor 2 subunit 1
Exons: 4
Coding region: 187-1209 (340 amino acids)
Cellular component (GO): eukaryotic 48S preinitiation complex; eukaryotic translation initiation factor 2 complex; eukaryotic translation initiation factor 2B complex
Molecular function (GO): ribosome binding; translation initiation factor activity; RNA binding
Source: RefSeq, a predicted model, not a curated record
GGCAUCCUUGUUUGCUGAUGUUUCCCCCACUACUCAUACCAUUGCUUUUAAACAGGAACGAUUUCUUCUCUCCUGUCAACGUUGAUUCGGCAUUUGCCACAUGUAUAUUACAUCAGUUAAAAAAAUUCUGUUAAUUCCAAGUGCAACAUUAUUCAAACAGCCCAAAGGAAUUGAUUAUUAAUCAAAAUGGUGUUAUCGUGCAGAUUUUACAAACAAAAGUAUCCGGAGGUGGAAGAUGUUGUCAUGGUUAAUGUCCGUUCCAUCGCCGAGAUGGGAGCAUACGUAUAUUUGCUGGAGUAUAACAACAUCGAAGGAAUGAUCUUGCUUUCGGAACUAUCUCGCCGGCGUAUUCGUUCAAUCAAUAAACUGAUACGAGUGGGCAAAACUGAGCCCGUAGUCGUUAUUCGUGUGGACAAGUUUAAAGGCUACAUAGAUUUAUCCAAACGACGAGUCUCGCCGGAAGAUGUAGAAAAAUGUACGGAACGAUUUGCCAAAGCCAAGGCUGUAAACUCAAUCCUUCGGCAUGUAGCUGACAUGAUGAAAUUUACCAAUGAACAGCUGGAGGAGCUGUACGAAAAAACGGCAUGGCAUUUUGAGGAAAAGUUGAAGAGUAAAGCUGCCGCGUAUGAUGUGUUUAAACAGUGUGUAAUUGAUCCUUCACUGCUUGAUGAAUGUGGUCUUGAGCCUGAAGUACGGGAACUAUUACUGAGUAAUAUCAAACGAAAACUGACUUCGCAAGCCGUCAAAAUCCGUGCAGACAUAGAAUGUGCAUGCUACGGAUACGAAGGAAUUGAUGCGGUCAAAACUGCACUACGUGCUGGUUUGGAUUUAUCAACGGAGGAACUACCUAUCAAAAUUAAUUUGAUUGCUCCACCAUUGUAUGUCAUGACAACCUCAACUCCGGAGAAAACCGAUGGACUGAAAGCACUGGAAACUGCCAUUGAGGUAAUCAAGGAAACGAUCGAGAAUCUCGGUGGCGUGUUCAAGGUGCAAAUGGCUCCUAAAGUAGUCACGGCUACGGAUGAAGCCGAUUUGGCACGUAAAAUGGAGCGAGCGGAAGCUGAGAAUGCUGAGGUUGAUGGAGACGACGAAGAGGACGAAAAUGAGGAAGGCAUUAAAUAUAAUCCAGCCGGUGAAGAAGAAAGUGACAACGACGAAGACGAUAAAGCGAACAGUGCUGAUGAAGAAAAAGACAAAAAGGAAGAAUAAACUUUUAUCAUUUUCAUCAAGAGCAGGGCAACUGUUGGAAAAAGUAUUCACGUUUGUCGUGGCAAGAGUUCACCAACGGAUAAAAUUGAUUUAACUAAAAAAAUAGUUUCAUUUCAACAAAAUUUCUACGCAGUCUGAAGCUAUCCAUUAUUUCUAAGAUAUUAUAUGAUCCUGGGUCAUUUUACUUGUCAAGAAACUUAACAAUUGCAAAUACAUCAUGCAGAAAGGUGCGCGUGCUAAAAUGAA